Molecule: messenger RNA, 3166 nt
Organism: Xiphophorus couchianus (Monterrey platyfish)
Lineage: Eukaryota; Metazoa; Chordata; Actinopteri; Cyprinodontiformes; Poeciliidae
Gene: chrna5
Product: cholinergic receptor, nicotinic, alpha 5
Exons: 9
Coding region: 427-1860 (477 amino acids)
Biological process (GO): monoatomic ion transmembrane transport
Cellular component (GO): postsynaptic membrane
Molecular function (GO): transmembrane signaling receptor activity; acetylcholine-gated monoatomic cation-selective channel activity
Source: RefSeq, a predicted model, not a curated record
GAUAGCUAGACAGAUAUAGCUACUUACAGUUAGUCUUCUCAGUCCAGACCACACGUGGAAACUGUUUCAGUGUGCCACAGGACGAUCUCCAUAAAUUAAAGACAUAAGAGCACAGAAGGAGAGAUGCUGGUCGUGGUGGAGGGGCUGAGGACGACUGUGAGGAGAGAGAAGGAAGGAAAGGAGGGGUGAGAGGAGAACAGAAUACGUUGCCUGUGCACAACUGGAUGCAGCCGGGAGUGCAGCAGCGCCUGUGGGAGGCAAGAAAAAGAACCUGCCUGGAAUGGAGGAGAGCGAUGCAGCACAGUUGCUGUUGUCAGGACUCCCUCCACCUUUCAUCUGCCGCCACGCUGGAUUCUGUGUUAAUGAGAAAGAUUCGGAGCAGCUUGGGGAUGCCUAAGAGACCAGCUGCUUGUGUUCAACUUUGACAUGAUGCUUAGAGCAGGAGAGGCGACCACUUUCCAUGUACUGCUGCUGAUGCUGCUUCCAUCUCUGUGCUGGUACCACCUGUGUCACUCUCUUCAGGCUCCAAAUCUCUCCUCCUAUGCAAAAGCAGAAGAUAAACUGUUCAAAUACCUCUUUCAAAACUACCAGAAAUGGGUCCGUCCAGUGGAGUAUCUAAACCAGACCAUCAGUGUGAAGUUUGGGUUGGCCAUCUCCCAGCUGGUUGAUGUGGAUGAGAAAAACCAGUUAAUGACAACUAAUGUUUGGAUGAAACAGGAGUGGGUUGAUAUGAAAUUGAGAUGGAGCCCUGAAGACUUUCUGGGCAUCACAACCAUUCGUGUUCCCUCAGACAGGAUCUGGCUUCCUGAUGUUGUACUUUAUGACAAUUCAGAUGGACGUUUUGAGGGAACUAUCACUAAGGCUGUAGUCAAGUACGACGGAACCAUUUCAUGGAAUCCACCAGCCAACUACAAGUCCGCCUGCACCAUUGAUGUCACCUUCUUCCCAUUUGACCUCCAGAACUGUUCGAUGAAGUUUGGAUCCUGGACCUAUGAUGGCUCACAAGUGGACGUCCUUCUGGAAGAUUUCCAUGUGGACAAGCAGGAUUAUUUUGACAAUGGGGAAUGGGAGAUAGUGAAAGCAACAGGCAGCCGUGGUCUCAGAACUGAUGGCAGCAAUUCCUAUCCCACCAUCACCUACUUCUUUAUUAUCCGCAGGCUGCCUCUUUUCUACACUCUCUUCCUCAUCAUCCCUUGCAUUGGCCUGUCCUUUCUCACCAUCCUUGUUUUCUAUCUGCCCUCAAAUGGUGGUGAAAAGAUCUCUCUCUGCACCUCAGUGCUGGUGUCGCUCACAGUCUUCCUCUUGGUCAUUGAAGAAAUCAUCCCUUCUUCUUCCAAGGCAAUCCCUCUUAUUGGGGAAUACCUGGUCUUUACCAUGAUCUUUGUCACACUGUCAAUCGUCAUCACCGUCUUUGCCAUCAACAUCCACCAUCGCUCCUCAUCGACACAUCAUGGCAUGGCACCAUGGGUGAGAAGGAUUUUUCUACAUCGGCUACCUAAGCUGCUAUGCAUGCGCAGCCAUGUGGACCGCUACGCUACAGCCAGAGUGCCUGAAUCAGAAAGAAAUAUUGGAUUAGGCAAUAUGAAAAACCCAACCCCUGAGCUCACUCCACUUCUCUACACCCAGCACAACCUCCAAGCAGCUUUGGAAUCUAUUCGCUACAUCACCAUGCAUGUGGUUAAAGAAAACCAGGUCAGAGAGGUGGUGCGAGACUGGAAGUUUGCAGCUCAGGUCCUGGAUCGAAUGUUUCUGUGGGCCUUCCUUCUGGUGUCAGUUCUUGGAUCUGCUCUCCUUUUCAUCCCAGUCAUUCACAAAUGGGCCAGCAUCAUCGUCCCUACUCAUCCCGGCAGUACUCUCUAGGAACGUCUUCAAUCACAAUGGGAGAUGAAAGAAAAGCACAUUAACUGCUCUUCAGACCAUCUGAGACAUUUGAAUGACAGUGCAGACUAUUCACAACAUUCCUUUGCAUUCGAUUUCUGAGAUUCUAUUGUGCCAGAAAUAAUGCUGCAACUCUGAACACAGUUAUUGCUGACUGGACAUGUGUACAAUGUGCAUUUUAUAGUAUUAUUCUAAGCUUGUUUCUAAAGAGCAGCUAGACAGGAAAAGCAACAAAAGAAAACAUAGAUACAUAUUUAUGUACCGGUAGUUUAAAUCAUGACAACUGCCGUAGUAAUGGACAGGGAAUUUAGUCAUUUGAGUUUAACUUAACAUAUAGAACAAAUGUUUUGUUAACUGGAAUCUACUUACAGACUAACAAUAGUCUUUCUUGUCAGUAUUUAAAUUCACAGCUUUCCUUGAAGAAAGCAGGACAAACUCUGCAUUCUUUGAACAGGCUGUAAAAGAACGAUAUUAACAACAUACCAAUUGUAUGUCAAGAAAUUAGGUGAGAAAACAACUAAUUUGUCACACCAAAACUGUGUCACAAUAGCUUUAUUAUAGGCACAUAGGCAAGAUCAAAUUCUGCAGCACAUAUAUUUGGUCACAAUGCCAAGAGAACCUGUGGGCUUUUUACUGGAGCAUUCAUUGCCUCUAAGUGGCCACACACCUAUAAAAUAUAAUGUUCUCUUGUAUAAGGUCACAAGAGAAAAUUAAAAUAAAUUAAAACUACAAAAUCAGAAGGUCAUGAAGACAGGAGAAGUGAAGACAAGAGUUAGCUCAGCUGCUCUGUAGAGGAUGCUCAUUUACGCCGCUUACAUCCAGAAUCUUGUUCUCCUGCUCAUGAUUUACUGUAUAUCUGAUUAUUGUAGAUGAAGGUCAGAUCAUAUGAGACUAUGGAGUCUGGGUCACUGGAGCUGACUCUUAGUUUGGCCAGUUCCUACUCAACUGUGUACUGCAUAACUGCAUACUGAAAAUAAUUUGCUAUAUAAAAUAAAUAUAUAUAGAUAAACAAAUGUGUUUGUGCUAUACAGUGCUUGUCAGUAGUUUGCAUAUAGACAUUUUUGGGUUUUAUUAAUGCAUUUGAACUGUUCUUUUUUCAUAGGGUGAAUUUUCAAAACAAAAUAGUCAAAAUUAAAGACAAAUAGACUCAAAUAUACACAAACCUAGCCUUUUAUUUUAAUAAAUACCUUUUAGUCUUUGAUCAGGAUCAUACAAUGCCAUUUUGGAAUUCUGACGUAUGAUUGAUUAUUCAGAAAACAAUUAAGAAAGUUUAUAUCAAAAAAACAUG